AAUUCAAAAGUUGCGGCAUUCACAUUGUGCAAUAAUAAUAUUAUCGUAAUCGUUAUCGUUAUGUGCAAAUAUUUUACACAAAAAAAUAAUUUACAACAACAAAAAGUCACCAAAACAAAAUUAACAAAAUAAAUGAAAAUCAAUUCACAAUUUUUUCAAAAUAAUAAUUAAGUUAAUAAACAAUUUAAAAAUCAUAUGCCAAUAAUUUUAUAAUCAAUUAAAUAAACACAUUAAAAGAAAAACGUAAACACAUCGCCACUGAGAAUUUUGGACUUAGGGAAUAUCAAACGAAAUCUUAUUAGACUGAAUACAAGGACAAUUGGAAUAUUAAUUUUAAGAUUUUGAAUGAUUUACAACACAAAAUGGAACUGCAUCAACGACAUCUCUCCAACUUUUACAAAUUGCACAAAUAAAUGUUAGACGAAAUUGCAAUAACUUGAGAACACAUUGCAUUGUGAUUGCAAUCGAUUAAUCCGAUAGCGCGAGCGAGAUUAAUCAUUAAGAAAGACACAAAAGCAAGAUGCCCAACAUGUCAAGCAUCAAGACGGAGCAAAGUGUGUCGCCAGGUGCCAGCGGAGGUAGCUACCAGCUGCCCGUGAACAUGUCCUCCACGUCAUCCUCUUCCACCCGCCACAAUGUCUCGGUGACGAACAUCAAGUGCGAGCUGGACGAGCUGCCGACACCGAAUGGCAAUCUGGUGCCCGUUAUAGCCAACUACAAUAAUCACAACAAUCACAGCAUCAAUCACAGCAUCAACAAUCACAAUCAUGGCGGCAGUCUGCGCAUUCCGCUCGGCCUGCAGUCGACCAAGGAGGAUGAAUCCGACUCCGAGCCGGAGCUGGCGAACAUUGAGAAUCUGCAAAAGGUGCGUCGUCGGGCAGCCGACAAAAAUGGUCCGCGACCCAUGUCCUGGGAGGGAGAGCUCAGUGAGCCGGAGACGGGUGCCGACGAGGAGCUGAUGGAAACGGAAACGGUCAUCAAAAGCGAAUCGAGUGGCGGCCAAGUUGCAGCGAUGAUGCAGCCCAUCAAAACAGAGCUGGAGCACAUAGCUGGCGAGCUGCAGCUGCAGCAGCAGCAGCAACAUCAACUGCAGCAGGAGCAACAUCAUCUGCAUCAUCAUCAGCAACAUCAUCUGCUGCAACAUCAACAGCAGCAACAUCAUCAACAGCAUCUGCAGCCCAUCAAGCAAAACUUUGGCCAACAGCAGCCCAACAAAUUGAAGCUGGCACCCACGCAAAGCGAUCCCAUCAAUCUGAAGUACGAGCCAACGACAUCAUCCUCGACAUCGUCGCUCUGCGAUCGCAGCAAGUCCAGCAGCGGCGGCCAUCUGCCGCUGUUGCCUGCCAAUCCCAGUCCAGACUCUGCCAUACAUUCCGUCUACACGCACAGCAGCCCAUCGCAGUCGCCGCUGACGUCGCGCCACGCCCCCUACACGCCCUCGCUGAGUCGCAACAACAGCGACGCCUCACACAGCAGCUGCUACAGCUACAGCUCCGAGUUCAGUCCCACCCAUUCACCCAUCCAGGCGCGUCAUGCGCCACCCGGAGGCGCCUCGCUGCUGCCCGCCGCCACGGCAAGCAGUUAUGCCAAUGGAGGAGGGGGAGGCGGAGGUGCUGCUGCUGCACUGCAUCAUCAUAGCGUGCUGUAUCGUCCGCUCAACGUGGAGCCAACGAACGCAGGCAACUCAGCAGAAGCACAAAAUCUCAGCAUGGAUGCCACAUUGGACGCCACGGCUGCGUUGCCUGCCUCGCCGGCGGGCAUCUCACGGCAGCAGCUGAUCAAUUCGCCGUGUCCGAUAUGCGGCGACAAGAUCAGCGGCUUCCACUACGGCAUCUUCUCCUGCGAGUCAUGCAAGGGCUUCUUCAAGCGCACCGUUCAGAAUCGCAAGAACUACGUGUGUGUGCGUGGCGGUCCCUGCCAGGUGAGCAUCUCGACGCGAAAAAAGUGUCCCGCCUGCCGGUUCGAGAAGUGCCUGCAGAAGGGCAUGAAGCUGGAGGCCAUACGCGAGGAUCGCACACGCGGCGGUCGCUCCACUUAUCAAUGCUCCUACACGUUGCCCAACUCGAUGCUCAGUCCGCUGCUCAGUCCAGAUCAGGCAGCUGCCGCUGCAGCAGCGGCCGCCGUUGUCAACCAGCAACAGCAACAUCAACAGCAGCACCAGCAGCAACAUCACCAGCGUUUGCAUCAGCAACAGCAGCAGCAGCAGACGGCACAGCAGCAGCACGGACCACUCAACGGGUUUGGCGGUGGUGCAGGAGGCGGUGGCUGCAGCGGUGGCAGCAGCGUUGGCUCCAACUCCCUCCCCGCCAGCCCCAGCCUGGGCACUUCCAUCAAGACGGAGCAAACGGAGCCGCUUAAUCAUCAUGCGACGCGAGCCUCAAGCAUUCCAUCCCUCUUGCAGGAAAUCAUGGAUGUUGAACAUCUCUGGCAAUACACCGAUGCUGAAUUGGCACGCAUCAAUCAGCCGCUGUCUUCGUUCGCAUCUGGCGGAUCUUCGUCGAGCUCUGGCGGCGGAUCGGGCACAGGCGGACAUCACACUGCCAAUGCACAACAGAUGACCAAUCCACUGCUGGCCAGUGCUGGUCUCUCAUCCAAUGGCGAGAACGCCAAUCCCGAUCUAAUCGCCCAUCUCUGCAAUGUUGCCGAUCAUCGCCUCUACAAGAUUGUCAAAUGGUGCAAGAGUCUGCCGCUCUUCAAGAACAUCUCGAUUGACGAUCAGAUCUGCCUGCUAAUCAAUUCGUGGUGCGAGCUUCUGCUCUUCUCCUGCUGCUUUCGGUCCAUUGAUACGCCCGGCGAGAUCAAGAUGUCACAGGGCAGAAAGAUAACGCUGGCACAGGCAAAAACCAAUGGCUUACAGGCUUGCAUUGAGCGCAUGUUGAAUCUGACGGAUCAUUUGCGACGUCUACGCGUUGAUCGCUAUGAAUAUGUUGCCAUGAAGGUAAUCGUGCUGCUGCAGUCCGAUACCACGGAGCUGCAUGAGGCGGUCAAGGUGCGCGAGUGCCAGGAGAAGGCGCUUCAAGGACUGCAGGCAUAUACGCUGGCCCAUUAUCCCGAUACGCCGUCCAAAUUUGGGGAGCUAUUGCUGCGCAUUCCCGAUCUACAGCGCACAUGUCAGUUGGGCAAGGAGAUGCUGACGAUCAAGACCCGCGAUGGUGCCGACUUCAACUUGUUGAUGGAACUGCUGCGGGGAGAACAUUGACAAAUGGAAGGCAAUCGUCGCCGUGCCAGGGGCUAAGGCGUACAAGUUUUAUAUGCUUAGUAUUAGUAUAUCUAUGCUUAGGGUUAAGUACUCGAUGUGUAAGCUCUGAAAACAUGUGCCUAAAAAAUGGACCCACGUCCGCAGAAACAGCAGCAACAACUUCAACAACAAACAA
Molecule: messenger RNA, 3374 nt
Organism: Drosophila albomicans
Lineage: Eukaryota; Metazoa; Arthropoda; Insecta; Diptera; Drosophilidae
Gene: Hr39
Product: nuclear hormone receptor FTZ-F1 beta
Exons: 7
Coding region: 521-3199 (892 amino acids)
Biological process (GO): tissue development; regulation of transcription by RNA polymerase II; hormone-mediated signaling pathway
Cellular component (GO): RNA polymerase II transcription regulator complex
Molecular function (GO): nuclear receptor activity; zinc ion binding; RNA polymerase II cis-regulatory region sequence-specific DNA binding
Source: RefSeq, a predicted model, not a curated record